Aaosphaeria arxii CBS 175.79 is the source of this 2204-nucleotide messenger RNA. RefSeq names its product drug resistance protein. Gene Ontology annotation, biological process: transmembrane transport. The record is from RefSeq and is a predicted model, not a curated record. Gene Ontology annotation, molecular function: transmembrane transporter activity. The coding region runs from base 415 to 2073 and encodes 552 amino acids. The transcript has 6 exons. NCBI's taxonomy places the organism in Eukaryota, Fungi, Ascomycota, Dothideomycetes, Pleosporales. Gene Ontology annotation, cellular component: membrane.
AAUGCAAAAUGUGAUCGAUACGUAUGAUUGAGGGACGAGUAGCCAACAUUGGCAUGGAAAUGGAAAUAUCCUGCGUUAGGAGUGGCGGAAAACCCUUCCCCAUUUCCAUACGAAGACCCACAUCAGCCCUUCAAAACGAUCCCACGCCAUGUCUACCAAGGAUGGCGAACAAGGGCCAACCCGCUAACACAUUGUCCCAUUUGUCGGCUUCCUUCCGCUUACCAAUUAUCUGCUUGGUUGCGCAGAGAGAGGAUCCUUUUCCGGGGUAGCAUUGCCCCGCGUAGAGCAAAUGACUGCAGCCGAAAUGCCGUAGGAUAAAGACUUAGGCGAUCCGUUUCCACCCCCCGAAUAUCCGAUGUUUUUCUUCGGCCAAAUUUGUUACAGUCACUCAAUAACUUCUCAAGUCUCGACACCAUGGCCGGGUCGAACGAGAAGGGUGGAGAGUUGAGGAUGUUGGCGCAACAAGAGAGCAGACACUCUGCGCUGCAGAAUGAAGCCGAACUUGUUCAAUCGCAGCACCCUCUCAGUCAGAAGGAUGAGAAAGAUUUGGAAGUCAAUGCCGUAGCGGAUGAUGAAAUUCUCAGGGAAGACGACAGCGGAUUGCCCUUUUCUAAAGCGCGCUGUAUCGCCUUGGUUAUUACAGUAACAUUAGCUGCGAUUCUUAACACCCUGGGUGUGCAAGCAUCCGUCAUUAUCCUACCUACCAUCGGCCAUCAUCUUAAUAUUCCAGAGAGUAGACAACAAUGGAUAGUCAGCGCUUACAAUCUCACUUUUGGUUGUUUCCUACUAUUAUGGGGCCGCCUAGCAGAUGUCUACGGCAAAAGAUUGAUCUUCCUUUGGGGAUCUGUUUGGAUCACCGUGACAUCGAUAAUUGUUCCUUUUAUGCCUAAUGAGAUCGGGUUCGAUGCCUUCAGAGGACUGCAAGGCCUGGGUGCUGCAGCGAUGGUGCCAACGGCCUUGGGCAUUCUAGGAACGACGUUCAAGCCCGGAAAAGCGAAGAACUAUGCAUUCUCUUGUUAUGGCGGUGGUGCACCUCUAGGAGGAGCUCUAGGAAAUGUCAUUGGAGGUGUGGUAGCAGCCUACCUUGACUGGCGCUGGGUAUUCUGGAUCUUCGCCAUUCUAGGUGCACUUAUCACAGUCGCGGGUUACUUCGUGAUUCCACUUCCGCCACUCCAGGAAGAGCCCAUCAGCAUGCGACACAAUGUUGACUGGGUUGGUGGAACGCUCGUCACAACGUCAAUCCUCAUCCUUCUGUUCGCUCUGACCGAAGGUAACGUCGUCGGAUGGUCGACCCCGUGGGUCCCUACUCUCAUCGCGGUAUCCUUUGUCAUCCUUGCAGCAUUCGUCGUUUGGUGCCACUGGCUGGAGAAACGAGGCCACCGGCCUCCUCUGAUGAAGGUCUCCAUCUUCAAGAACAUUCCAUUUUCAGCGGCCAAUAUUAUUAUGCUUCUAUUCUUCGCAUCGUUCAACAAUUUUCUUAUUACUGCAACAUAUUGGUUUCAAUCUUACCAAGGACUCUCCAUCAUCCAAACAACCCUCCGUUUCAUCCCCAACGGCAUCACAGGUGUCACUGUAGCUUUCAUCUGUGCCCAUCUGCUCGCGCGCGUUCGCGGCGACUUCAUCUUGACAUUCGGCACGAUCGCAAUCUCACUUUCCUCCAUCCUCUUCGCUAUUCCCAUUCCUACCGACACUACCUAUUGGGCCUGGGCAUUUCCGGCCCUAGUCCUCAGUAUCAGCGGCGCAGAUACGCUCUUCCCCAUCCUGACGCUGUUCGUCGCGAAGACUUUGCCCGCGGAGGACCAGGCGCUCGGUGGGGCUUUGAUCAACGCUGUUGGACAGGUCGGACGUGCCAUUGGUUUAGCUAUCACGACGGCGAUUCAAACGGCUAUCAUUGCGAAGGAGAGGGGGGUUUCUGUGCAGGAGGUCGGUGAUGGAUUUGGUUCUGAGCCGGGAGACGAGGCUCUUAAGCUUGGGUUGAGGGGUGCUAGUUGGUUUAAUGCUAGUAUAGGUGUGAUGGCUUUGGUCGUAGUGUUGUUGUUCUUCAGGGGUGCUGGCAAGGUUGGAAAGCAUUGAGUCAAAAGAGAGACAUUAUUGAGGGACAAGAAGGGAAAGUUGUCGUAAUAUUAGAGAUAUCAGACGAACGCCUGGCCCAGUCUAUAUACCUUCCGCCAUGGUAAUCUAAAAAGGAAAAUAUGGAAUCGCAG